GCUGCCGCUCCCGGUGCCGGGGGGGCGGCGGAGCGCGGCAUGGGAGCGCCGUGGGGGCGGCAGGCGCUGCGGGCCGGGCUGGCGCUGGGAGCGCUGGCGCUGGUGCUGCAGGCGCUGCGGGGAUGGCUGGCGGCCAAGCGGUACGAGUUCACCCCCGCCGAGAUCGCACAGCUCGCCCGGCACCACGCGGGGCUGGACCAUGAGCUGGCUUUCUCCAAGAUCAUUGUGGAGCUACGAAAGAAGCACCCAGGCCACAUCCUGCCAGAUGAGGACCUGCAGUGGGUGUUUGUGAAUGCAGGGGGGUGGAUGGGCUCCAUGUGCCUGCUCCACGCCUCACUCACCGAGUACGUGCUGCUCUUCGGGACAGCUGUUGACACUGGGGGCCACUCAGGUCGGUACUGGGCAGAUAUUUCUGACACUGUCAUCUCGGGGACAUUCCGGCAGUGGAAGGAGGGGACCACCAGAAGUGAGAUCUACUAUCCAGGAGACACCAUCGUGCACCAGGCGGGAGAGGCCACGUCAGUGCAGUGGAGCGCGGGCACCUGGAUGGUGGAGUACGGCCGGGGCUUCAUCCCCUCCACACUCGCCUUCGCCCUGGCUGACACCCUCUUCAGCACUCAGGACUUUGUCACCCUCUUCUACACCUUGCGUGUCUACGCCAAGGGCCUGCUCCUGGAAGCCAAUGCCUUCUUCAGCACCUUUGGAUGCUGAGCCUGUCUUGCCAGGGCACCCUGCCGAGCCCAGUUGGCUCCACUCCUCCCAGCCUUUCUCUCUUCCUCCCCAAGCCCAGGCUCUAGCAGAGGCAGCAGGAGAUCCCCUGUGCCUUCCCCAAAUCUCUCUGUCCUUCCCCACGGGCCAAUGGGGUGCCAGGACAGAGGGACCUUGGUGGUCACAGCAUCACAGACCGCCAGUUCUCUUUACUACCUGCCUCUCCCUCCUUUCUAUCGGAGUCAUGUCCAGCUUUUCCAUCCCUCGGCGCUGGAGUGUACAAACACCCCUGUGUGCCCUCAGCAUGCAGCGGGAGAGGAGCUGGCUGUCCCCAGGCCCCAUAAAAUUUCUGCAGCUCUUGACACAUCAGGAGAAGGAUGCUGCCCUCAGGGCUGGGUGCACAGGGUGAGCCAGGCUAGAGCACCCACUGUAAAGGUCAGCCAGUUAAGUGCCCAGUCUCCCUGGCAGCCUGCCGGGACUGCGGGCAGCGCAAAGCACUGUGUCCAGCUGGCAGCAUCUCCUGUGGCUCCACCCCUGCUGAUCUGGGUUGGCAGCACAUUGCGUCACCCUGGCACGGGGCAGGAUCUGCACUGAGACCCCCCCCAGCAGCGGGGGGAUGCCAAGCUUCUGUGCUGGAGAUCCCCCUGAUCCCCUGUGCGUCAUCUCACCCAGGGGAUGGGCUGGGGCUGGAAGAGGGUCCCUUUCCCACAGUCCCCUCCCUGCAGUGCCCCCCCAAGGGGGAAACCCACCGUCUGUCGCCUUAACGGAGACCCUGUUCUGCAUGGCCUCUUGGCUAUGCGCGUACCUAGUGUCCUCGAGUGCCCAAAUGUCUGUUUUACUAGCUCAGGAUGGGAUCUCGGCCUUUAAGAUGCUUCCCCUGGCUGUGAGAUCCCGUGGGGACAGCCACUCUGCUCGGCUCCCGGCAUGGGAUCCCGGCUGCCGGCGGAGCGCUGCAAUGUCCCCAGUGGAACCCAGCUGUGGACCCUGCUUGCAUCCCUGUGGCCAGACCCAUGUGGGCUCACUGCAUGGUGGAGGACUUUAACCUCCACGCUGCUGCCAAGCACGUGUGUGUCCUUGGCCACCCAGGCCUGUAGCAUGUUGCUCCUCCUCCUCUGUGGACUGUCCCUGUCUGCUGACCAGCAGCCCUGCACAUGGGCUACUUCUUAAUUUGCUACCUGAAUAGAGAUACCAGUAAUAAAGUUGUUCAUCCCACAU
Messenger RNA from Myiozetetes cayanensis, 1923 nucleotides. It is a transcript of the gene SIGMAR1, whose product is annotated as sigma non-opioid intracellular receptor 1. The transcript has 4 exons. Bases 40 to 711 code for a protein of 223 amino acids. Gene Ontology annotation, cellular component: endoplasmic reticulum. The record is from RefSeq and is a predicted model, not a curated record. Lineage: Eukaryota; Metazoa; Chordata; Aves; Passeriformes; Tyrannidae.